This is a messenger RNA of Mycena citricolor, 1971 nucleotides long. The record is from the annotation of a GenBank genome assembly. Lineage: Eukaryota; Fungi; Basidiomycota; Agaricomycetes; Agaricales; Mycenaceae.
UUCGCACGCCAAAUGCGUCAUCCCUGACUCAGAGCCACGUGGGCGUGUCGCGUCAGUCACGUGGAGUCCAUUGGAACGAUCCCUUCCUUCAUGAGAACGACAGUCAUGAUACUCUUUUUAGUCUGGGUCCUUGCUCAACUCUGCAGCGUCGCCGAUAGCUUCUCAUCAUAAUUGAUAUGAAAAUCAGGGAGUUUCUACAAGGUUUAAGCAUCCACCUCAGUGGUAAUGACGGAUCUGUGUCCACCUUGCUCAGUCAUUCGCCCUGAUGCCGCCGACAGACAAAGCGACGAACCUGUAAACCGGCGAGCAUCUCAAUAUCAUACUCCUCGCCUUUGAUGAACUCCUCCGUGCCGUAGCUCUUGACACGCUUGCGCUCCCACCUGAACCAUCGCACUCAGCGUAUCUUCAAAAUACGCGAUCGGUCACUCACUCAUCCGUCGUGGGGAUUGCUCCAUCGAAAAUCUGACGCCCGUCUUUGCGCACACGGUCCGAGGGGAGCAAGUCGAGCGGGACGCCGGGCAGGAAGUGCGCGAAGUGGAAGACACCGAGACGGCGCAGGUGGACCUGGUCUGGUGGAGGGCUCACGACUGUCUGAGUCGCCUUGACGAUCCCGCCACUCAUGAAGCUCAGCUGGUCGCCGAGGUUGAUCACGAGCGCGCCGUCCCGGUGCUUGACGAAUCGCCACACGUUGUCUGGCAUCAGCACCUGGAGCGCCGCGAUGGGCUGUGAGAUUAGGAUGCUGAUCGAGUUGAAGUCCGUAUGGCCGUUCAGCAUCACGCCCUUCGUCGUGGCCGACUCGGCCGCUGUGAGCGGCUCGUACAUCAUAUACCGGAAAACCUGCGCGCGCGCCGGUCAGCUCUGUUAUCGGCGAAGUGGGACGGGAGUAUGAAGUACAUCGUCGCUUGUGGUGCCCUCCGGUGUUUGAUGGAGAGACCACAGAUAACCUUCUUCCAAUCCGAGGACACUAUCAAUCAGACUAAGAAUGCGCCACAAUACUGUUCGCGAUUGCUGCGAGUCAUCCUUCAGGCGGUCAUCCAACGGCUUGGGUUCGUGAGCUCACCAGAAUGAAAGCCUGGAUUUCUGCAACAUGAGGUUGAAUUGCUCGUGGAUGCUUCUUCGCCGGUUCGAUGCUAUCCGAGAAAUUGUAGUGCUCGAUCCGAUCUCGCACACCGUCCUUGAUUUGCCAAUAUUUCUGAAGCUUCAAGCCGGUGACCUUCAACCACGAUCCUGUUUCCUUGAUCUUCGCCUGGUGCGCCUCCUUCUCGGCCCUGUCCACUCCGUCAAAGCACAGCUGUCCGAGGUCGAAUUGCCUUUCCAGCUGGACACAUCUCAGGCAAACGUCGCGGAAACUGAACCAACGCACCACCGCAUCUGGAAUCCCGUGCCCGACAACGUAGAGGAACCCGUCUCGCUCCACGGCCUUCGAAACGAUCGCGACCAGCUCGUCCCGAUCGGUCGUGUCCUUCUCCAGAUCGACCGUGAGAAUCUCGGCCCAGUCCAGAUCGUGCGUCGUCGGCGCCGGGGGAUUCCACGGCGGGACUAUGUUCGCGGUCGAAGACGUCAUGCUGGAGCUGUAACAAGUCGCGAUCGCAAGGAAGAAUCGACUCGACGCUGAUGUCCCUCCGCGCCGCUAUCUUAUAUUGCACCAUUCUGAGCCAAGUUGACCUCAUCAAGAAGCGACCCGAGUGCGAAGCGAGUGCGGCUCAACGGUGUAUCAUCUGACAUCUCAAACAGAGACCCGAAAUCCUCGACGAGUUUGUCAUGAUUGGAACGGAUUGACUGAUAUACUACUACUAUUAUGUACUGUAUAUUUGCCAUGUUGGAAUCUCCCACCAGAUCGCAGAUCGAACAUCCUCGUCUGAUUAAGCUUUGCGACCCGCAUUGGAUACCUGGAUCUACAUACACACGGCAAAGAUAUCUGAAACACAUUAAUUAUCCUUGCGCAAGCAAUUGCUUCAUUGACUGUGAAUU